This is a messenger RNA of Anopheles funestus (African malaria mosquito), 3833 nucleotides long. RefSeq names its product serine/threonine-protein kinase PAK 1 (gene Pak3). Gene Ontology annotation, molecular function: protein serine/threonine kinase activity; ATP binding. The coding region runs from base 654 to 2252 and encodes 532 amino acids. The record is from RefSeq and is a predicted model, not a curated record. Gene Ontology annotation, biological process: protein phosphorylation; intracellular signal transduction; regulation of axonogenesis. Lineage: Eukaryota; Metazoa; Arthropoda; Insecta; Diptera; Culicidae. Gene Ontology annotation, cellular component: cytoplasm. The transcript has a single exon.
UGUCAAAAAUGCAUCAUGUUGCAGCUACGCACACAUAUGCACGUACUCUUUGCUACGGAUUGUGUAGGGCUGUGCCAAAGUGUCGAUGAUUCGUCAUACCACUCGGAGCAUUAUUUCCAUGUUCCUCGCGGGUAGUGUGUGAAGAGAAAGGUUCGUCACGAGAUGAAACAUAAAUCCGUGUUGCCUUGGAAUGGUUUAACGAGCUCAAAGCAUAAAACGACGGCGCCCUAGCAUUGUCACCGUGGCGUUAGUGUGCGUAUUGGUGUGGUGCGGCCAGUGUUUUCGUGUUCGUGCGUGAAUCCCCGAGAAAAUAUUUCCAGCGCUCCGCGAGAUAAGGCACCGUUUGUGAGACAGUUUUUCUUUCUGGCGUGAAUGGGUUUGCUUCCUCCGGAGCAACGUUUUUUAGUGUCGUGCGUUCGGGAGUGAUCUUUUCCCCCUUUUUGCUAUUGAAUUGCGGCGUGCGAUAUUAAACACAAAAGAGAAAAAGUUUAUGCGUGGAACAAGGCACUGCUGUAGGUGCCACUCGGUGUGUGAUUCUAUUGUGUUCGUUGCAAGUGCUAUUUGUCGCGUACCAUAGCUACAGAUUUGCCGUUGUAGGGAACUCCGUCCCUGCCAUUCUUCUCACUAUCCGAAUCGCAGCGUAAACGAACAAAAUGAUUAAAAACAUUUUCGGUAGCAGACGGGCGAAGGAUUCCGAGCGGAACAAAAUUUCCGAAAUCGGUCUCCCGACGAACGUGGUGCACGGGAUGCACGUCAGUAAAAACCAGCAAACGGGUCACCUGGAAGGGCUGCCGAAAUCAUGGAUCCGCAUGAUGGAUGCGCUGAUCACGCACGACGAACAGAGCAAAAACCCGGAGGCGGCCUACCAGGCGGUGAAAUUUUACAGCUAUUCGAUCAAAAAGAAGGAAGCCACGGAACCGUUCAAACCGUUCAUCACGGAAGAUGCGAUCCACGAGGAGACGGAAUCGAUCGAUCAGUUUCUCGAUCAGAAAAGUACGCACAAAAGCGAAGAUUCGCUGGCGGGAAGCAGCGAAGAGAAUGAAAGUGUCCCACAGCCACCGCCACCGCCGUUGCCCAAGAAAAGCAUGACCUUACCGCCGAAACCACAACUGAAACCAAAGCCCAAAAACUACACCAGCAAGGUGUACAAAGGCAUGGACAAUCUGCAUCUGAUCGAUUCCGGUAGCAACAGCGAAACGAUGAUCAUCCACAACGUUCCCCAUCUGGACACGCACCAAAGUUCCUAUGCGAUCUGCGCAAACGUCAACAAUAACAACAGCCUUGACCAGGAGCCCGAACCAGCCGAUAGUGAUUUAAUACUGCGACCUAAGGAAAAGCUGGCCCGACAGCCGAAGAGCGACGAGCAGGUUUACUUCGAGCUGAAGAAGAUCUGCAACCUAAACGAUCCGCUCCAGCGGUACGAGAAAACGGUCGAGGUGGGCAAGGGUGCAUCAGGGGUGGUGUUUAUUGCGCUCGAUCGUAACACCGGGUCCAAGGUGGCCAUCAAAACGAUCGACAUGAAGAACCAAUCGUCCAAGGAAUCGAUACUGAACGAGAUAAAUGUGCUGAAGGACUUUAACCAUAAGAAUUUGGUCAACUUCCUGGAGGCAUACUACCUGGAGGACGUGGACCAGCUGUGGGUAAUUCUCGAGUAUAUGGACGGUGGUCCACUGACAGAUGUGGUUACCGAGACGGUAAUGAAAGAUCGACAGAUUGCGGCCGUCUGUCGGGAGGUUCUGCUAGCCAUUGACUUCCUGCACGCGAAAGGCAUUAUUCAUCGCGAUAUCAAAUCGGACAACGUGUUGCUCGGUAUGGACGGUUCGGUAAAGGUGACCGACUUUGGUUUCUGCGCUAAUAUCGAGGGUGACGAGAAGCGGCAAACGAUGGUCGGCACACCGUACUGGAUGGCACCGGAAGUGGUGACGCGCAAACAGUACGGUAAAAAGGUGGACAUCUGGUCAUUGGGCAUCAUGGCUAUAGAGAUGAUCGAGGGCCAACCGCCGUACCUCAAUCAGGCUCCGCUACGUGCACUCUAUCUGAUUGCGGCCAACGGUCGACCGGACAUCAAAAGCUGGGACAAACUGUCGGACAAUCUGAAGGACUUUCUCGACCGCUGCCUGCAGGUGGAGGUCGACAUGCGUGCCUCGGCUGACGAGUUGUUGCGGCAUCCUUUCCUGCAGGACUGUAUGGAGCUGCGUACGCUAACGCCACUGAUAAAGGCCGCCCGCCGAUUGCUGAAGCGAGACAACUGAGGGGGCCGACUGCAAACCCCGACGCAUGCUGAAGAAAAUGGCUACACCACUUUUCUCUGCAGGUAACGGAAGCGGUAGUUAGAACGGAACAAUCGAACGUAACAAAAAAAAGUCAGAUGUAGAAUCGUUAGUAGGAACAUUUUUGCCGUAUGUGGCUGUGAGAUUUAGUGCCUUGAUACCGAUGAUACGGAAAUGGAAAGUAGAGCCAAAAAAAAAAACAAACAAACGCCUAGGGGCACACAUUGGUGCGAAAAUUUGGUAUGAUAAACGGAAAGAGUAGAAGCAGAAGGAUGGGCAUAAGCGUGUAACCUCCGGGUGCGUUGUGUUGCGCCACAAUGCGGCCAGCAAACCUCACACCCCAUAGUCAAGACGAGCUUAAAGAUAAGGAAAAAGUAGAGCUUACCAUAGAUUCGCUGAACGAGAUCGAAGGCAACAUCGAUAGCGGCAAACGGUCAGAGGUACGGUGCUGCUGCUAAAGCAGUAAGGGAUGAUAAGGACUGGUGUCCAGACGUUUAGACGAAACAGUUGUGGCUGCAUUCGAUUUUGGUGUUGGAUUUCGAUGUAGAAACGGAACAAUCAAUCAUAACGCGUGACUCUUUGUGCCGCAACACACACACACAAUCUGCAUUUGCAGUUUGGGGGGCCUUCAUGAAACAGUAUUCGGGCAGGAACAUGCCUAUGUUGGCUGGAAACCGAAAGGAAAAAGUGUGGAACAUCCAUACAUUCCACGAUUGUGCGAAGAAAGUAACCUUUUUUUUGUUUUUGGUUUGGAUUAGUAGAAGCAAUAAGCAAUCCAAGACUAUUGUCCACAUACGCUUCACGCGUACGAUCAUUGAUCACGUCACUGCCACUCGAUAGUUGUAUGAAGCUAAAAUGUGUGUUACAUUACAUUUGUGUUCACGUUUUGUGUGAACAAACCGAGCGAGGAACACUGUCAAUAAUGGAUGAGUGUUUUUUUUUAUUUUUUGGGCUGGAUCCGUGCGGACAUAUACAUAAUAUGAGCGUAAAUAGUAACAUUCCAUUGCCAAAAAGAAUGUGUGACGUACGAAACGCACAACCAACGGCAAAAGAGGCAGAAACGAUCAUCCCCAUGUCUGGAAGGUUUCUGGUGUAUGAAGAAGUCCGAGAACGAUAAUAAUGUCGCUUGCGAUUAGCCGGAACCCAUCGUCGCUACGAGGCAAGAAAAUGGAAUAAAGUGCGUUUUGUCUGCUGCAAGAGCAAACGAAGCAAAAGAGCAUCCCUUUCCCACUCUGACCAGUACGAAUUGGCAUUGGCACUGGUCCUCUAGCAGUGGUGGUAUACUAGACGGCCUCGAUGAUGACGACGGGAAGACGACGACGUCUGCUGGUUUGGUUUCGAUGUCAUCCUCCUUCACGACCGGUACCGCACACACUGGCGUUAAACUUGCUGUGCCACUGCGUUGAACAAAAACUGCAAAGUUUACUUCUGGUGAAGAUGGAGUUGAUGGUUGCUGCGAUCAUCCAUCACUUCUUGCCGUGGUAGCGCACGAGAUAGACCGGUCGUGGUGUCGUGGAACGUGCACAGAAAGUGCAUUUGUUCAGUUUACUGUGCUGCUGCUGC